Python bivittatus (Burmese python) is the source of this 1384-nucleotide messenger RNA. The record is from RefSeq and is a predicted model, not a curated record. NCBI's taxonomy places the organism in Eukaryota, Metazoa, Chordata, Lepidosauria, Squamata, Pythonidae.
ACUUUCUCCGUAGUGGCGCGAAAAGGAGCCGGAGAUGGGGCCGGGGAUUAUGGAUGCCGUGGUGGCCGACCUCAAGGUCUUCGGGCUGGACUUCGCGGAGGGGGAAGACAAGGACGCGAUUGCCGAGAAAUUGGAAGAAUUCUGCAUGGCGGGGUGGGUGACCGAGCCGGAAUUAGGCAACGAGCUGAUCGCUUUUGCCAUGCGCAAGGAAACCCUGCUUCUGACGCUGGAGAAUUUGCAUGCCUUCGAACACGAGGGGCUGAACAAGAGAGUCACGAGGCCCCCCAAGAGGAAGGAGGGCCGCUGGUCCGGCGUGGGGGACGUCAGCUCCGUUCAAGAGCCUCUGGAUGUCGACGAGGAAGAGGAGGACUUGCUGGGUGCAUACGCGUCGCCCUCCAAACCUGCUCAGAAACGUGCCAUCACCACGCCGGAGAACCCCCAUUCCAAGCGGACCCUCUCCGGCCGCAGCCCCCGCCUGAACUUCUCGCCCAACAGCUUCUCGCCCAGUGUGACCCCUUCCCAGAAGUACAGCUCCCGGAAGAAUCGUGGCGAAGUUGUCGCCUCUUUUGGGUCGGCACCGAGUGCCAGAAGCGCCGGAUCUUCCCUCUCGGUUCGAGUCUACAACGCCCCCCAUUCGCUCACCAAACCGUACAAAUUCAUGUUCCAGGAUCUGAUGGAGAACCGUGAUGCGCUCUCCUAUAAGAUAGAAGAACUCGGCGAAGCCCUAAAGGCGCAUUACAAAAUAGAAGAAUUUUCCUCCGUGAAUGUGCCUCUGCAGGAGCCUGUGACCGUCUUAGGCCAGAUUGGUUGCGAUUCGAACGGGAAGCUGAACCCCCAAUCGGUCAUCCUCGAAGGGGACCGUGAACACUCGUCGGGGGCCCUAAUCCCGGUUGACGUAUCCGAGCUCUCGAACUAUUCGCUGUUCCCAGGACAGGUUGUGAUCAUGGAAGGGAUGAACAGCACCGGCAAGAGGCUGGUCGCGACCAAACUGUACGAGGGGGUACCACUUCCCUUCCACAAGCCAACAGAAGCAGCCACAGAUUCGGAGCCACGGAUGGUCUUGGUCGCCUGCGGUCCCUACACCACUUCAGACAGCGUCGCCUAUGAGCCCAUGGUGGAUCUGAUCGAGGUCAUCAAGAAGGACAAGCCGGACGUUUGCAUUUUGCUUGGACCGUUCCUGGAUGCGAAACACAAGCAAGUCGAGGAAGGGCAGUUCAUCCUUUCGUACGACGAGGUCUUCAGGAGGUGCUUGAAAACAAUUAUCGAAGGAACGAGGAGCGCCGGCUCCCACCUGGUUGUAGUUCCUUCCUUGAGAGACGUGCAUCACCUUUGCGUUUAUCCCCAGCCACCUUUUGCCUACGAACUCCCCAAAGAGGACCAACAG